This is a messenger RNA of Mandrillus leucophaeus (drill), 2020 nucleotides long. RefSeq names its product chromosome unknown open reading frame, human C4orf46. NCBI's taxonomy places the organism in Eukaryota, Metazoa, Chordata, Mammalia, Primates, Cercopithecidae. The record is from RefSeq and is a predicted model, not a curated record. The coding region runs from base 451 to 792 and encodes 113 amino acids. The transcript is spliced from 2 exons.
CGCGGCGGCCAGCCGAGGCUUCCGGGUCAUGUACCAAACCAGGGAAAGAUAAGGGACUCCAAGUCCCAGCCAGGGCGCGGUGAAACAGCCAGAGCGCGGCCAGAGGGGUCCACGAAUCUCACAGCACAACACACGCGCAGUGAAAGGCAGUAGAAGGCGGGGCGACGCGCACGGCUUCCUGGGAGGUGUAGUCUUCUAUACGCGCGCCCUUCGAGCCCCACUGGAGGCUCGCGCAGGAUCCGUGAGCGGCCUAAGGUGAACUGACUCAUAUGAUUGGCUGUCCCGAAAAAUGAAAAGUCUUUGUGGUCCAGGGCUGAGACCCACGAGGAGACGGGGCGGGAUUUCUGGCGCUAAGAGGCGGGGCCUCUCGGCUUUGGGCGCGAGUGGUUAAAAGACAGUUGGUGUCGGUUCGGCUGCUCGGGCCGGAUUCCGCGGUCACAGCCCUUCCCCAUGGCAGACGCUGAGGAGCUGCAGGUUUCUUCGCCGCCGCCGCCGCCUCCCUCUUCUCCCUCCUCUUCAGACGCCUCUGCAGCAUCUUCCCCGGGCGGCCCAGUGAGUUUGGGCUGGCCAGUUCCGAGCAGGAGCAGCGGCGGAACGGUGGACCCGCUGGAGGAAGUGGAGCUGCAGAUCGGAGAUGCAGCCUUUUCAUUAACCAAACUUCUUGAAGCCACAUCUGCAGUAUCAGCUCAAGUGGAAGAACUUGCCUUCAAAUGUACGGAAAAUGCACGAUUCCUUAAAACAUGGCGAGACCUCUUGAAAGAAGGCUAUGAUUCUUUGAAACCUGAUGACUAAUUUGGCAUACUUGGUUGUUUAAUAGUGACUGCAAUCAUUCAGACUUCUUAUGUCAUAUUUGUAUAUGUACCACACGUAUAGAAUGACCUCUGUCCAGGAGUUCUGUAUAUACUCAGAAUGAAAUUUUUCUUGGUUUUCUUGGCUUUUGUGAAAGCAGAAUACCGAUGCUGUUUUUGUUGCGGACCAGUACUUGUUUGUCCUUAAAUACUUUAUGCCUCUGAACUUUCAUAGAGUCCUUUUUGAAAGUUAACUUCAUCAAUAGAUGGUUAAUAUUAAUAGAGCCACAAUGCUACCAUUAGCAAACUAGGUAGACCAUUAUUUGUUUUGCAACAAGAUGCUAAGCAUGGCAGAGUUUGAAAUUGCGUUUCAUCUUAAGGACCAAGGAGGGAGGUAACUUUAAGGUUGCCAGUGGUGGAUCCAGCUCCAUUAGGCUAAGUUGUCUACAGCUAAGGAUUGUGUCUUUAUUCUAUAUCCCCAGCACCUAAAACAGGUUCACACAGCACUCACUGAAUGUUUGUUGAAUAAAAGAGUUAACAAACAUAAUUAAAAGCUUUUUUCUUCCUAUAUUUAGCAUGAAGACUGUCAUUGUUUCUUUAGAAAAUGUAUGAAUCUGAACUUUAUUGACUUGAAGAAAAACAUUCUUUUUUUUUACAGAGAUUUGGACUUUGAUGAUAGGUUUUAAAAUAUAUGAUAAAUAUUUUUUGUACUUUUUUUUUUUAAAGACUUUACUUCAGAAAAAGGAGACUAUCUAGAAAGAAUGCAUAUUUUUUCCCUAUUUAUUUCUGUGGUUACUGCUUUUGCAGUUUAACCGUGUUUGUAUUUGAUAUUUGUAUAUGUUUGAUGGCUAUUUUUAAGGUGCCUUAUCAGAUUUAUGGCUCUGUGCUAUUACUUUUUGAGCUUUGCAGGUUGUAUACAUAAUAAUUCUAAAGAAGUUACUUUGUUUGCAAUGCAUCAAAUUUAAAUGAUGUGAUUUUUUUUUUUUUUGUAUUAUUUGACCUUAGUGACAGUGUUCUAUUUUGUGUCUUGUAUAUUAUGUUGCUUUUGGUGUUUUGUGUUGCGUGUCAACGAUUAAGCCAACUAAUUCUCCACCAUAUAUAACUUCUGGACAUCUUUGAUAUGACAUCUUAAUUCUUUGUAGAUAUGGAGAUAUGUACAGAACUAUAUUCUAACGCCCAGCAAUGGGGCUAUGAGAGGGGACAGAUGGAUGGGCAAAGAAUAGUUUUGUUUA